CUGGCAGCCAUAUUUCUGCGGGGUAUUCGGCCCAAUGGUAGACAUGUUGGUGCGGGACAUUGUGUAGGCGGGGGCGGGUGCGGCCUCCUCUCUUCCCUUCGCGACAUUUCCGGGGCGAUUGCCGGCUUCUCGCGGUACUGUUGGCCCCAGCAGUGCCACGUCUGUCUCAGCGCUUUGUCCGACCCAUGCAAAGAAAGAAAAUGGCUGCCACACGGAAACUGCUGCGACCAAGGGGCCUUCCCUCCUUGCUUACCCAUCUCUUCUGCUGCGGGCUGGCCCUUCAGAUGGUGGCGGGCCACGGACAUUCCCAUGGGGACGACCAGCAUGGGCACUCGCACGACCACCAUGGGCACUCGCACGACCACCAUGGGCACUCGCACGACCACCAUGGGCACUCGCACGACCACCAUGGGCACUCGCAUGACCAGCACGGGCACUCGCACGGGCACCACGGCCACUCGCACGAGCACGUCGACGAUCUAACUGGCCAUUCCUACCUGCAUGAUCAACAUGCGCACUCCCAACAGUAUCUGAAGGAACACGAGGGGAAGAGCCGCUGGACACAGGCCGCUGCGCCGGAGGUGCCAGGAGGCCGGCCGGAGGUGUCCAACCCAGUUGAGCUGUGGUCACAGGCUAUUGGAGCAACCGUGUUGAUCAGUGCCGCCCCUUUCUUCAUCCUCUUCUUUAUCCCUGUCGAGUCAAACACCUCCAAACACAAAUGCCUUCUCAAAGUGCUGCUGAGUUUCGCCUCGGGAGGCCUGCUCGGAGACGCCUUCCUCCAUCUCAUCCCACACGCACUCGAGCCACAUUCGCACAGUGAGGCCCCUGAACCCUCACACAGUCACUCAGGGAAUCCGGAUAUCAAUCAUGAUCACUCGCAUGGGGAUCAUGGCCACGACCAUUCCCACGUGAUGUCCGUCGGCCUCUGGGUCCUCGCUGGAAUCAUCGCCUUCCUCGUGGUAGAAAAGUUUGUCCGUCAUGUGAAAGGAGGUCACAGUCACGGCCACACUCACGCUGCUGCUCCAAAGGCCAAAGAGAGCUCGGAGGAAGAGGACAACAAGCAUGGUGAACCACGGGGUGGUGUCAGGCGCAGGAAGCCUGAAGUGCCCAGCACCAAGACAGAAGCCAAGGUGCAGGGACGCGAUAUUAAAGUGUCCGGAUACUUGAACCUGGCGGCAGAUUUCACCCACAACUUCACGGAUGGCCUGGCAAUCGGCGCCUCCUUUCUGGUCAGCACCAACGUGGGGGUUGUCACCACCAUCACCAUCCUGCUUCACGAGAUCCCUCACGAGAUCGGAGACUUUGCCAUACUGGUGCAGUCCGGCUGCAGCAAGCACAAAGCAAUGAUGCUGCAGCUGAUCACUGCCCUCGGCGCGCUGGCCGGCACCGCCUGCUCCCUGAUGGCCGAGGGGAUUGGGGAGGCCGCCACUGCCUGGAUCCUCCCCUUCACUGCGGGGGGGUUCAUCUACAUCGCCACCGUGUCCGUCAUCCCGGAGCUGCUGGACGACUCGAAGCCCCUGCAGUCGCUGCUGGAGAUUGCGGCUCUGCUGGUCGGGGUCCUGAUGAUGGUCCUGAUCGCCGAGUACGAGUAGGAUGUGAGGGGGGGCCGAUUGG
This is a messenger RNA of Carcharodon carcharias (great white shark), 1614 nucleotides long. RefSeq names its product zinc transporter SLC39A7-like. Lineage: Eukaryota; Metazoa; Chordata; Chondrichthyes; Lamniformes; Lamnidae. The record is from RefSeq and is a predicted model, not a curated record. Gene Ontology annotation, molecular function: zinc ion transmembrane transporter activity. The coding region runs from base 186 to 1592 and encodes 468 amino acids. Gene Ontology annotation, biological process: zinc ion transmembrane transport; intracellular zinc ion homeostasis. The transcript is spliced from 8 exons. Gene Ontology annotation, cellular component: membrane.